AUGGCUUCACCCAGUCCAAGUAUCAGUGAUACUCCUACACCAGGACCAGUAUCUGAAUCAGAAGCACCAGAAAAUGUUCUAUUAAAAACUAGGCGAAAUAGAAGUCGAAGUAAUAGUUCAUCAUCUGUUACCAGCAGUACUAAUAGUGCCAAACAGCUACGUGAUGGCCGUAAACGUGAUGAGGGUGGAUUCCGAAUCAAGAGACAGCAAAUUGAAUCACAAAGCCCUAUUGGCAAAGGCGCCGUGGUAUCUAUUAAUGACGAAGUAGCUCAAGGUGCACAAUAUAUUAUCGAUGGUCCAUUACGUCGCGUUCCACCGUAUUACUUCACAUACUUGACAUACUGCAAACUGCGAUGGAGAGACCGUCUGUUGUACGAUAUAUUUGUAACCGAAUUCCGGGAUAGGGACAAGGACUAUUAUGUAAGUUGUGGUGGAUCUAAUACCAAUUGGAUUGUGUGUUAUUUCUCUUACUAA
Messenger RNA from Sugiyamaella lignohabitans, 474 nucleotides. It is a transcript of the gene PUS9, whose product is annotated as pseudouridine synthase PUS9. The record is from RefSeq and is a predicted model, not a curated record. The coding region runs from base 1 to 474 and encodes 157 amino acids. Lineage: Eukaryota; Fungi; Ascomycota; Dipodascomycetes; Dipodascales; Trichomonascaceae. The transcript has a single exon.